This is a messenger RNA of Mizuhopecten yessoensis (Yesso scallop), 1449 nucleotides long. Its product is annotated as trans-L-3-hydroxyproline dehydratase-like. Gene Ontology annotation, molecular function: hydro-lyase activity. The coding region runs from base 209 to 1237 and encodes 342 amino acids. NCBI's taxonomy places the organism in Eukaryota, Metazoa, Mollusca, Bivalvia, Pectinida, Pectinidae. The transcript has 4 exons. The record is from RefSeq and is a predicted model, not a curated record.
GUUAACUCUUAACAGUUGGGAAAUGCACCUGUCAAACUGGCAUUCAACAAAAUAAAGUCCUUUUGUCCGACAGUCGCGUCCUUGUGAAGGUCAUAAAGUGGAGGCGAUAAGCUGUAAGUCAAUGUGAAGGUGGAAGUGUACCUAUCUUAUCUAGCGAACAUAUCAAACACGACACACUUACAACAAACUAGGUAGCAUACACAGACACAUGGCAAUGGCGAAUAAAAUACCAAGCAAUGUCGUCAUAAAGACAAGGGAGAUGCAUACGGCCGGGGAACCAUUGAGGGUGGUAGAAUCUGGCUUCCCCUCCCCUCGGGGUGAUACCAUACUCGACAAAAUCCGCUACACCCGGGAACAUCUCGACCCUUACAGAAAGUUGCUGAUGAACGAGCCUCGCGGCCAUCUUGAUAUGUUCGGUGCGGUGUUGGUUGAGCCGGACCACAAGGACGCCGACAUUGCUACCAUGUUUAUACAUAACGCAGGGUACAGUACGAUGUGUGGACACGCGAUCAUCGCCCUUGGACGGUACUCCGUGGAUACAGGACUUGUCAGGAAUCCCUCCAGUCCGGAGACGCGCGUGGCGAUCCAGUGUCCAUGUGGACUGGUGGAGGCGUUUGUGGAGUACAAAGACGGCAAGACCGGAAACGUCCGAUUUAACAGUGUCCCGGCUUUUGUCUUCGCUACAGAUGUGUCUGUGGAUGUCCCUGGAUAUGGUCACGUGACAGUAGACAUCGUGUUUGGAGGAGCAUUCUUCGCCUUUGUGGCUGACAGCCAGUACAACUUCCGGCUUGAAGAGGUUGCUUCAGACGUCAUCAGGUCUGCGGCAGCGGCCACAACAGACGCCCUGAAGAUUCAACUCAAGCUUAGCCAUCCGGACAGUGAUGAUCUCGCCUUCCUGUACGGGACUAUCGUGACCGACGGACAGGACGAACGGGCAGAUAUCACGUCAUCACAUAUAUGUGUGUUUGCAGAGAGACAGUUUGACAGGUCUCCGUGUGGGUCCGGUACUACUGCCAGGGUGGCGUUUCUGUACCACAAAGGAAACGUCAAACUCAACCAGAGUAGGACCUUCAGGAGCUAUGUCAAAUCCGAAUUCCAGGCCAAGGCUGUAAAGGAAGUGACGUAUGGUGGAUACAAGGCAGUAGUGGUAGAAGUUUCCGGGAAGGGAUACUACUGCGGUUCUUCAGAAUUUUCCGUGGAGGAAGACGACGUCAUAGGGAGGGGAUUUCUGUUGUAAUCCAAAAUUAUUUUGGGGAUUUAUAAGUGAUAGAUGUAUUACCGUAAAUUGAUACAAAUUUUAGAAAUUCAUUAUGAUCUUGAUAUAUACGUUUUCUAUGACAAUAAUAACGAUACAUUGAGAUCACAAAAUAGCACCAGAUUACCUAGUACCUAAAUACUGGAGGGUUAAAAAAUAAAACGUAUAUCUCCAACAUUUUUCUAUUUCUAUUU